Cydia fagiglandana is the source of this 5940-nucleotide messenger RNA. RefSeq lists its product as uncharacterized. NCBI's taxonomy places the organism in Eukaryota, Metazoa, Arthropoda, Insecta, Lepidoptera, Tortricidae. The coding region runs from base 94 to 561 and encodes 155 amino acids. The record is from RefSeq and is a predicted model, not a curated record. The transcript has 3 exons.
AAAAAUUGUAGCAGCUGCUAAAGCGAGCUCAGUCGAGGCGAGCGCGCCCUCAAGUGACGUAGUGCCAAGUUGUCAACAUAGCGGUGGAAAACAAUGCACGUCCUCCUGUUCCUGCCGCUCUUCGCAGCCUGCACGGCCAUGCCUUCCUACAUAGCAGUCCCGGCUGAUCAGAUCGCCUUCGUCGACUUGUCGGCGUUGCGCGUGCGACGGGUGCCAAGACAGACGCUCACCCCUCCCCCGCCACCCCCGCAGUUACAGCAGGCGCCGCUGUAUAGAGAGUACGCCGCCCCGGUGCAUGAAUACGUCCAGCAAGAGGAAUAUCCAAUUCAGUACCAACAGCAACCAAUAGCACUAGCCCCAGAACCAGAGGCCCCUGCGAGAAUAGUACAAAUCCAAGCGCCCGCGCAGCGCGAUGUGGCCAACGCGGCGUCGGCGCUGGCGGAGCGGCCGCCCGACUUCGGCGAGUACGUGGAUUUCGGCGCGCACACAGGAGACAGCGGUGCCUUUGGCUGGUACGCCGACUACCCCGUCAAUGGUCAUGAGGAUAGCUAUAGGAAGUAGCGAGGUUAUACGUACCCGGCUGCGAGAUAUUAGUGCAAAGUUAUGCUCGUUUAUUUUUUAAAGUUUGGCUCUCUAUGGGAUGACAGUCAUCACAUGCACUUUGGUUAGAUGGAACUUGCACAGUAUUAUUUGUAGUCAAUAAACUUAUGACUAAUGAAAACAGAUCAGAAAUGUGGUCAUUGUAAUGAACACACAAUGAUAAAGAUGAGCCAUUUGAUAGCAUUUAUCAUUUAUUAAUAUCGAGGAGCUUACUCGCAGUCGGGUAUUAAAGCCAAAGGCCCAACACUUGCCAAUAGAAUAAUACCCUAUUUAUUGAUUCUAAUAUUACGAUAUGAAUCACUGUUUGAAGCAUUGUCAUCGUCGCUCCUUUGAUCUGGGUAUGUUAUUUAAUUAGUGGGAGUAUUACCAAAGACAGUAUUCGAUCCAAGUGAUAUGUAGUUAGUAGAGCCGAAUUACCGCACAUUUGUUUCAAACGGUUAAUUCCGCGUUGCACUUAUUUUUAUAUUUAACGUUAGUUCCUCACUUAGGUUAAGUUUUUUGAAGAACACUGUGAUACGUACCAAGUUAGAAACUUUUUUCUACUCUUCUGCUUUUGUUACUGUUCCUUUCUGCUCUUUUAUUACAAUCCUUUAUUUUAAAUUUAUUUCGCUUCAUACUUUAACGAAGUUACCAUGUCCAAAUAUUGCAUUUUUUUUUUAAAUAUUACUUAUCGGUGUUAAUGUUUAUUCACUUAAAACAAUAUAGUCUAAUUUCUAAAUGUUAUUUUUAUUCACUGGUAUAACUACUUUCUUUGUUAUAAGACUAUGUUGUUUAUUUCUUAUUAAUUUAUUGGACUUCAUGUCUGUUUUUAUUGUCACGCUUUAGACUUCUUUUAGUCGCUGCUAUUUCUUCUUUUCACCUUAUUUAGCUUAAGUAGCCACUUAUAACUUGUUCUAUUUAAAACUCAUGCUUAUUUUCUUUACUGUCAUAUUUUCCUUCUUGUUUAUUAAUUAUUACACUCAUCUUUCUUUAUAAUUGUCUUUCAUUAUUCACUCAAGCUUUAUCAUCUGCUUUCAUUUCUUUUCUGCUACUAUAUCACUGCAUUUUUUUUUACACUUUCCAACUACUUUUUUCUUUAUUUUACACUUUUAUUAGUUCGGCUAUUCACCACCACUGUCAUCAUUUUACUAGAUCGCUCUGCUUCAACUCUACAUUUUCAUUCACCCAAGAAUCUGUCUUUUCUAUCUUUACAUUCACACUAUUCAUAACUUUAACGUAUAUGGUAUUUUUUUACUAUUUUUAUGAAUAUUUGAGUUUAAUAGGUGAACACAAUUGUAAAAUAUUCUCUUGAAUUUCACUUAUAUUUAUUUUUUUGACUUAUAUAUUUAUCUAUCUACCUUCAUCUAUCUUUAUUUCUUUCUAUAAAAUGUCCCUUUUCUUACUUAUUUUUUAUGUUCAUCUACUCCUUUACACCACAACUUUACAAGAAAAAUAACCCUCAGCAAGGGUUAUUACUUUUCUUUAUUUCAUAGUUAUUUCUUGCAAAAGACUUAAACCUCGAAUUCCUCGACUUCUUCUAUACAGUUUCUAUUUUCUUUCUUAACAUUAUCAUUAUCACACCAUCUUCAUUUUAUAAUUUAGCAGAUAUCUUAGUUAUUUACUAAGACGAAUAUUUUUCAAAACCUCCUUUUGUCUGCCUACCUUUUGACAUUGUCUUCUUGUUUUUCCUUUUUUAACUAUUGUCCUCUGAUCUCUACUACACUACUGUCUACUUUAUUUCUUUUAUCUUUAAAGUAAUUUCUCCUUUCCUUUGCUCACACUGUUUAAUCUUUAUCAUUGUCGUUCUUCUACUACUGCCCAUUUUCUUUAUUUCUUAUAUUUCUAAAGUCAUUUCUGUUUUUUUUCCUUAGCUGAUCCUUUUAAUAUACUUAUCUUUAUUAUUUUCGUGUUUUGUGAGUUUUCUUGACACUUAUUUUUAUUAUACUAUAACCUCAGUUUCCUUCUCUUGUCUUCUUCCGCACAUUUUUCUUUUCGUGCCUUUACUAGCUCCUGUCGUUUUCCAAUAUUUUUUCCCUGUGUCAGUCUUCCUGUCUUCCUUUUUUUGUCUAUUACUAUCUAUUUUGCUUUUCUCGCACUUAAUUUCUUUUUCAUUUAUUAUCUUCCUUACUUUACUAAACGGUAUUUUUCGAAAUGUUACUUGUUAUACGAAAACAUUAUGACAGUCGUAUUUCGGAUCCACAUGUACAUUAUUAUAUAACAGAUAAAACUUAAUUUAACACCAUGUGAAUAAGUUUUGAUAUUGUUAUGACAACGUGUACAAUUGAAUUAUAUAAUUAUAUACUAUUGUGGUAUAAACUAUGCAAUAUGGUGAUUCAAUUACAAUAUGUUAAGCGUAAUUGUAACUAUAGUCUUGUUCUAUCUAUUUUUAUUUCAUAAAUUUCAUUUUCAUUCUUACUUACCACUUUAACUAUUUUUUCUUUUAAUUUUUAACUGUUUUCAUUCUUAUAUCUGUUUAUUGCUUUCUUCUCUAUUUUUCGUUUCACUUUCAACUUGUUUUGCCUACCUUACAUUUUUCCUAUUCCUUCUAUACUUUCUUAUUCUUGUGAUCUCUUACUUGUGUUUUUGUAUCUAUCUGGUGUACGACAAUAAUUUGAGUGUUGGAUUUUAAUUAUCUCUCUUAUUUUGACUGUGCCAUUUUCUUCAUAUUUCUUUUCUGCAUUAUUAUUAUUACGCGUCUUAGAAAUUGUUCAGUAACAUUUAUUUACAAGGUAUCUACCUAGAUACUUUACACUUCUAUUCUCCAUAGUGUCUUCUAUUCAUCUUCUUUUCUAUAUUUCUUUUUCCGUGAUUUUUUUAUUUGCUUUAUAGACUAUCAAUCAUUUUUUUCAUUCUAUAUUUAUUGUUGCCUUAUUUCAUUCUUACUCCUUGACAUUGAUCAACACAAUAAAACCAAGCUAUUUUUUAUUUCCUUUCUUCAGGAGUUAUCCGAUUUUAUUGUCAGUUAAUGAAACCCUAUGAACGUCUAUCUACAUAUUUUCUAGUCUCGAUUUAUUUUCUACACUAUCACUAUUAUUGUAUCUUACUGUAGUAUCUGUCCUUUCUUAUAAUAAUAUCAUCAGCCUUAUGCGCGAUUACAUUUAUGCAGACAUGUGUUUGUGUCGCAUUUAUUCUUGUUUACUCUUGUUUUCCUACUUUUCUUAAGUACUUCAUUCUACCUGUUCGACUUUUCUUUUCUGUUAUACUUAAAGUUAUACAAGCCUUCAUUCAUUUACUUUUAACGUUUUCUCUGGAUUAAUCGUAUUUUCCUAUCAAAUCUUGAACACUUAUUUUAAUUAUUUUUCCUGUUUCACACUGUCCUUAUAAGAACACUACUUUUUUAUCUGUUUUUUUUGUCACUGAUGGCUUGCUAAUUGUACUCACCAGUGGGUAUUAGUAACUGUACUUGAAUAGUGUUCACUUAUUCAACUAUAUAUUUCUCUAUCUGUUGCUCUCUGUCUCUCUUUAUCUCUCUCUUUUAAUUUCUCUUUUUCCUUUUGCUCUUCUUAGUUUCUUCUAUCACACUCUGUGUAUUAAAUCUUUACCCAUGAAAUCUUGAAUAAUAUAGACUUUCCUUCUUGGAAAUUUUCCCAUUUUCAUACUCUUUAUUUAUCACGCUACCACACGUUUCAAAACCCUUUCAUUCAUUUCACUAUUACAUAAAACUAUUUUCAUAUUUCCUAUUCUACCUUGCUCACUCUUGCUUUGCCUUAUUUUAUGAUACGAUAUCACUUCAUUCCUUUCGCUCAUUUCUUUAUGUACAUUGCACUUACUUCACAUAUGAAUACUUGCAUAGCAACUCUCCUUAUUCACCAUUUAUUACAUCACAUUUGGCCUUCAUUCAUACAUGUGCAAACGAAUAUAAUAUUAUAAGCGGCUGCAGGUUUAGCCCGUUCUAGCACGUUACACUAAACUUUUUCCUCUCCUCGACUUUCACUACUUUUCUUACUAUUAUCAUACUAUAAGUAACUAUCUUUGCUACUCUAUAACUAUAAUGACAGUCAUGACAUACUUAAAUUCUACUUCUCACUCUUAAAUUCUUCAUUUAAAUUUCCUCCAUUUCACCCUCUUGCCUAGAAUAUUAGUUUCCAAUCAGAAUAUAUUGUAUAUUUUCUUAUAUUUUUACUUGCCUAUCUUUUUCCAUUUACUAUAUCUUACCUUAUUUCUAGCCUUUCUCUUACUGAAUCUUGUCCUCUCCUCGACUACUUCGACUUUCCUUUUCUUAAACAUUACUUUUACCAUACAUAUUUGUGUUACUAUUACUAUCCUUGCUAAGUUAUCACUAUUAUCAUAGUGAUGACGUACUUAAAUUUUACUUUUCACUCUUAAAUUCUUCAUUUAAAUUUCCUCUAUUGCUCUUUCCUGCCUAGAAUAUUAGUUUCAUAACGGACUAUUCUUAUAUUAUCUUCUACUUUACCUUGCCUAUCAGCUACAUUUACUAUAAUAUAUCUUACCUUACCUAGCCUGUUCUAGCACCUUAUAGUUACUGAACCUUUUCCUCUCCUCGACUACUUCGACUUUCCUUUUCUUAAACAUUACUAUCUACUUCUCUUACUAUUACUAUCUUUGCUACUCUAUCACUAUCAUAAUAGAAAUAGAAAUGACGUACUUAAAUUUUACUUUUCACUCUUAAAUUUUUCAUUUAAGUUUACUUCAUUUAUGCUUCACCUUGCCUAGAAUAUUACUUUUAUAUCGGACUAUUUCUUAUAUUUUCUUCUUGUUUUACUAUAUCUUACUGAUUCUAUUUUUACUCUUCACUCUAUUAAAUUUUUCAUUUAAGUUUCCUUCAAUUAUGCUUCUUCUUACUAUAUCUUACUGAUUUUAUUUUUACUAUAUCUUACUGAUUUUAUUUUUACGAUAGCCCUCUUACCUUAUUUCAAUUUUAUUUCUUUUCUUUAAGAUAUCACUGUUGUUUAAAAUUUUACUAUUUAAUAUAUACCUACAUAUAUAACUUGUAAUCAAGUCCCUUUUCAUGGUUUAUUUUUUUUCAUCUUGAAUUCCUUCAUGAGUCCAAUCUUAAUCUUUUCGCCUUUUUCUUUUCACCUCUUUACUUCUUUCUUUUCAUUUCUUUAUUCAUUCUUGUUCUUACCAGCUUGGUACGCUUUAGAAAAGUCUGUCACUCAGUAUUGUUAUUUUUAUGAUGUUGUUAUUUUUUAUUAAAAUUUGUUGUUGUUAUAUUUUUGUCCCUUUUUUCACAAGAACCUUAUUCCUUGACUGAUUCUAACCAUAUUAUGUAUGGAAUGAAGAGGUAGAUAUAAGUAUAUACCAUCAGUCACACCUAUCAUCAUCGUGAAAUGUAAUUUGGUAUUGCUAAUAACACACAAUUAAUUAAUACGCAAUAUUAAUAAAACCGCACGCUCUGAA